AUGACCUACUUCUGUAAGGAAUACUGGAUGACUUCUCUCCCCGCAAAUACUAGCAGGCAGCAGAGUGCCAGUGAAUUUUUCCAAAGCCCACUUGGCAAGUGUGAAAUCUCUACUACUCUUGUAUUGGAGAGAGAAGAGAGCAAUUAUACUAUUUUAGAAGAUAGAAACAGCAGACAGCAGAAAGACCUUUGA
Molecule: messenger RNA, 192 nt
Organism: Sclerotinia sclerotiorum 1980 UF-70
Lineage: Eukaryota; Fungi; Ascomycota; Leotiomycetes; Helotiales; Sclerotiniaceae
Exons: 3
Coding region: 1-192 (63 amino acids)
Source: RefSeq, a predicted model, not a curated record